Molecule: messenger RNA, 888 nt
Organism: Fulvia fulva
Lineage: Eukaryota; Fungi; Ascomycota; Dothideomycetes; Mycosphaerellales; Mycosphaerellaceae
Exons: 3
Coding region: 1-888 (295 amino acids)
Source: RefSeq, a predicted model, not a curated record
AUGACUCCUCGCAAACCAAAUCUGCAAACGUCUGACGAUCUUCUCAUCUGCAAUGAAUGUGGAACGCAGUACCCAGUCAGAGAGGACUCAGGCAGAAAUGAGUGCAAGGUCUGCGACGAUCCAAGACAGUAUGUUCCUGCCACAGGUCAGGCUUUCACCACGCUUGGGAAGCUCAAAGGAGCUGGGGAGUUUGCCAUAGGAGAGCGAGCGGAACUCAUCCAGACGAACAGAGCCGACAUUCUCUGGGACCUGAUACCCUUCCUUGACCAAGAGAACAUCGAUAAGAUCGUCAAGCUAGGUGGUCUUGAGGCUAUUGUCACAUCACACCUGCGUUACUACUCGACUUGGGCGGACUGGUCCCGAACAUUCAGUUGUCCAGUGUCCGUCGGCGAGCCUGAUAAGUCAUGGCUGGAGCGCGUGGACACGCCAGGCGCGGAGAUCCGGGUUUUGCACGACACGUAUACGCCAAUCCCUAGAGGCUCAGGAGCCACCGCGAUCCUCGCUGGAGGCCAUCUCCCUGUCAGUCUGCUCUUGCAUUGGAGUAAGAUCCUCUUCAUCGCGGAUACGAUCUUCACGUCUCCCUCUGCUACGAAUCCUGUGCCCGGGAAAGAUGGAGUGAUCUCGUCCACGCUGUGGUGUAGUAUAGCGAACCGGGUGCCGUUACAUCCCGACGAGAUCCUGCGAAUGUGGAGGGUCGUGAAGCCAUACGACUUUGAUACCGCGUUCGGUGCGUUUCGAGGACAAUCGUGCGAAUGUGGAGAAUCGUACGACGGCGCAGGGGGAGGAGCGAGGUACUGGCGGAGUCAAGGGCAGGCUGCUGCAGAGCCGCAAGAGUUGCCUAAGCGCGAUGGCUGGAGUGGGCAUGCUCUACUACGAGAGACAAUGUGA